AUGUCGACUAGGAUUGUUGUUGUGGAUGACACCAAUCCCAACAUCACCUAUGCCGGGAGCUGGUUCCAAGACCGAGGGAGCAAAGACUCACUAGGGACUUACGGAGCUCCGUACCAGAGCACGCUGCAUGGGACCACCACCAACGGCUCGAGCUUUUCGUUUGCUUUCAAUGCCAACAAUUCUGGAGUGAUAGACCCACAGUGGGAGUGUUUUAUUGACGGCAGCAAGAUUCCGACGUACCCACCAAGUACAACCCCGACGAAUCACUGGACGUUGUGUGGAUUCACGUUCGCCGCCGGCCCACAUGUACUCACAGUAAAUGCGACUGUGAGGGACCAGACGUUCUGGCUCGAUUCGAUCCAGUAUACCUCUUCGGGCGAAUCCACAGCCAACCAGUCUAUCCUUAUCGACGAACGAGAUGCGGAAUUCCGGGCUGGGCUACCUGAAGACAUGUGGCAAUUCACGUCUGGGGUUGGGUACGCCUCGCAAGUGCCCAACGCAGCUUUUACGUUCAACUUUUCUGGAACCUCACUAGAGUACUAUGGAUUCAUACCAGACAAUUACCCGCGCGUUGACGCGACAGCAACUUGGGCUAUCGAUGGCGGAACUCCCCAGGAAUUUGCAUUGAAGGCUACACCACCCGGCACCCCACUUCAUCGCUUCGAGAAGUUAUUCCAGACCGACGUUUAUCCAGUUGGCGACCACACGCUUCAGGUGCUCUAUCAAGGUGACUCCACGAAAACUCCCUUGACCCUCACCAAUGUCAUUGUCGGGAAUGGAACAACGACAACCUCGACCGGUAUACCCUCGGGCUCGUCUACUGGAGCAGGGCCGACAGGCACCAGCGGAGUCUCUGGAGCGGCGACAUCAGGCAAAUCCACCAACCUUGGUUCUAUCCUCGGAGGAGUUCUGGGCGGGUUGGCCUUCAUCGUCGUCGUCGCUCUCUUUUUCUGGUUUCGACAUCUACGGCGUCACAGUUCAGAACCUCAGGAAAAACCCAAUACGACGGUGGUCCAACCAUUUGAACCAAUGUCGCCGCCUACUGCUGGCAUAAAUUCCGCCGCCAUUACAGCACCCUCGCCUUUUGCUCCUUCCGUUAGCAUGAAAGGCCAGCUGAGUCUUGCGACAAGCGAGCCCGACUUCAGUCGAACGAUAGCUGUUACGUCUCUUCAGUCGGCCCAGACAGCAAUCAGUCCAUCAGCACCUUCGUCGUCGCCUACACCUGCACAUGUCACGGACAACAUUCGUAACGAAUCCAGCGAUCCAAGAGUUAUCGUCGUUCAUGCCGAUAGCGGGGUUCGUUUGUCCCAAAUGAUACCACCACACGCACGAGUGGAGGAGGUUCCUCCUACAUACAGUGCCUAG
Cyclocybe aegerita is the source of this 1365-nucleotide messenger RNA. Lineage: Eukaryota; Fungi; Basidiomycota; Agaricomycetes; Agaricales; Hemipholiotaceae. The record is from the annotation of a GenBank genome assembly.